Messenger RNA from Amblyraja radiata (thorny skate), 2461 nucleotides. Its product is annotated as sodium- and chloride-dependent neutral and basic amino acid transporter B(0+)-like. The transcript is spliced from 14 exons. Gene Ontology annotation, molecular function: neutral, basic amino acid:sodium:chloride symporter activity; beta-alanine transmembrane transporter activity; alanine transmembrane transporter activity. Gene Ontology annotation, biological process: beta-alanine transport; sodium ion transmembrane transport; (R)-carnitine transmembrane transport. The record is from RefSeq and is a predicted model, not a curated record. Gene Ontology annotation, cellular component: plasma membrane. The coding region runs from base 1 to 1881 and encodes 626 amino acids. Lineage: Eukaryota; Metazoa; Chordata; Chondrichthyes; Rajiformes; Rajidae.
AUGGCCGUGAUCCCCACUCUGCACAUUGGCAGUCAGUGGGGUUCAGUGCGAGAUGACUACCCGGAGGAACAGGAUGAGAACCCUCUGCGUGGUAACUGGGCGCUGAAGGCGGACUACAUGCUGUCGGUGAUUGGCUUCACGGUGGGACUGGGCAACCUGUGGCGGUUCCCCUACCUGGUCUACAAGAACGGUGGAGGGGCGUUCCUCAUUCCCUACGCAAUCAUGAUGACAUUCGCCGGAUUUCCGCUGGUUUUCCUGGAAUCUGCCUUGGGACAGUUCACCAGCCUGGGACCGCUGGAUGUGUGGAAAGUUGUGCCCAUCUUUCAAGGCGUGGGAAUCAUGUCGCUCACAAUGGCGACAAUUCAAGCUAUCUACUACAACGCCAUCAUUGGCUACGGAUUCUACUACCUGUUCUCCUCCUUCCAGUACCCCCUGCCCUGGGCAGACUGCUCCAGUGUAUGGGGGCCAAACGAAACCUGCAGAAUGGAAAUUAAAGAACGCCUAUGCAACGUCUCAUUGCCAACUGGAGGAUACAUAAUCAUUAAAAACAAAACCUGUGAAAAUCCAAUUACCUCAAAGUCUUCAAGUGAAAUUUACUGGGAUGAAGAAGUCUUACAUCGCUCGACCUCAAUCAACCAUACCGGCAGGUUGAUCAGCAACCUUGUCCUCUGUCUGUUUCUGGCCUGGAUUUUAAUUUUUAUUACAGUCGCUAGAGGAAUCAAACAUUCAGGAAAGGUGGCGUACUUCUUAGUCACGUACCCCUAUCUGGGUCUGAUUCUACUGCUGAUCCGUGGGGCCACCGUGGAAGGGGCCAACACUGGGGUUCAGUUCUACAUAGGUGGCAAUUCAAAUAUUUCCAAACUGGCUGACAUUCAGGUUUGGAAAGAUGCUGCGUCUCAAACCUUCUUCUCCCUGUCGGUGGCUCUGGGGGGCCUGAUGUCUCUGUCGUCCUAUAACAUCUUCCACAAUGACUGCUACUCAGACUCCAUCACCAUCUGUGUCAUCGACAGUCUCAGCAGCAUCCUUGCUGGCUUUGCCAUCUUUACUGUCCUUGGACACUUGGCGCAUGAUAUUCAACUCCCAAUUUCACACGUGACAUAUUCAGGUUUCGGACUGGCUUUCAUUGUCUGCCCAGAAGCCAUAUUUCACCUGCCCUUUUCUCCUCUUUGGUCCAUCAUAUUCUUUUCCACAUUCAUCAUCCUGGGGCUGACAAGUGAGGUUGUGUUAGUAGAAGUCAUUAUAACUACUCUGGAGGAUAAGUUCCCCAACAUGUUACGGAAAAGGCGCAUGCAAGUCUCAGGGGUCGUUUGUAUCAUCUUGUUCUUCAGUGGUCUUUUAUUAGGGACGCAGGCUGGGAUUUACUGGAUAAAUCUGCUUGAUGAAUUCUGCUCUGGAUGGGGCUUGCCGAUAAUCGCUUUAUUUGAACUAAUUUGCAUAAACUGGAUCUACGGUGUAAACAAUUUCAUCAGUGACAUCGAGAUGAUGUGUGGGGUAAAGUGUAUCUUAUUCCGCUACUGGUGGAAAGCGUGUUGGGUUUUGAUCACACCAGGCAUCCUGACACUAAUGCUAGUGUGGAGCGCAAUAUUCCCAGCCGAAAUGACAUAUGGAACGAUUGCAUAUCCUGUGUGGUCAUCGUUAAUUGGAUGCCUUGUGAUUAUUUUCUGCUUCAUGUGGAUCCCAAUCAUAGCCAUAUUGGAGGUGAAGUUCGCUGAAGGUAGUAACUUUCUACAGAGAUUCCGAUCCAGCUUCAAGCCAGCUUCUGACUGGGGUCCAUUCUUGAAGCAACACAGGACGAAGCGAUAUGAAUUGCAAGAAGAUCCCAAGAUGUCGCGACUGCGUGCCCUUAUUGCCAAGGUCAUUGAUGGCAAAUCAAGGAAUUAGGAAGCAUCAACAUCGCAGAGGGAAAUAUUUCAGCUCAUACUGGACCAAAGGGUCAGAGAGCAUCCAUGACGUUUGAAAGCAGGCAUCAGAGGCACCAUCUGCCCUGGACAGAUGCGCAGACGAUGGGCUGCGUUUCUCACGGGAGAAGGGUAUUGAUAUUUGGGGAAGGAGAAGCAUGUGAUUCGCCAUCUUCUGGAGCUGAGUGAGGCCACUAUCCCCACGACACACCACCAACCACCGUCCUCCACCGAGUGCCGUGGCAGAAUGUUGCAACAAUGUGUGUUGUAUGUAGUCUAUGGCCUUCUCCCAACUUCACCCUCACCCUCACACCUCCCCCACUCCACAACCUCACCCCCACUCCACAAGCUCACCCCUUCCCCUUCCCCACUCCACAACAUCUUGUCCGUGCAGUUCCCCCCAAAAAAGGAUCUCUUUCUCCUGAACUCUCUGAUAUGUCAACUAGCCUAUUACUUGCUCACAAUUAAUUCCCUUCUUUAGACUUUCAAGUUGAAAUGAAAGUUUUUUUUACUUCUGUAUUGCUACUGAUGCACUUAUGUACCAUUCUUUUAAAUAAAUGAUU